Molecule: messenger RNA, 1647 nt
Organism: Mustela erminea (ermine)
Lineage: Eukaryota; Metazoa; Chordata; Mammalia; Carnivora; Mustelidae
Gene: IFT57
Product: intraflagellar transport 57
Exons: 11
Coding region: 138-1427 (429 amino acids)
Biological process (GO): intraciliary transport; non-motile cilium assembly
Cellular component (GO): intraciliary transport particle B; cilium; Golgi apparatus
Source: RefSeq, a predicted model, not a curated record
AGUUUCCCUGGUGACGGGUUGCCCGGCGGUCGCCUGGUAACCGGUCGCGGCGGUCCUGGCUGCGGCAGCUCAGGCGGCGAAGGCCGCCGAGGACUGUGGGCCGGAGCCCACGCCGGGCGCUUUCUGCCUGUUUUGUGAUGGCGGCCGCCGCGGCAGUGGUCACGCCGUCAGGUUUGGAAGAUGGAGUGUCUCGGUCCCGCGGCGAAGGGGCAGGGGAGGUGGUCGUGGAGCGGGGGCCCGGCGCGGCCUACCACAUGUUCGUGGUGAUGGAGGACCUGGUGGAGAAGCUGAAGCUGCUCCACUACGAGGAGGAACUCCUCCGGAAGAACAACCUGAAGCCCCCGUCCAGACACUAUUUUGCCCUGCCUACCAACCCUGGUGAACAGUUCUACAUGUUUUGCACUCUUGCUGCUUGGCUGAUUAACAAAGCAGGACGCCCCUUUGAGCAACCUCAAGAAUAUGAUGACCCUAAUGCAACUAUAUCUAACAUAUUAUCUGAGCUUCGAUCAUUUGGCAGAACUGCAGAUUUUCCUCCCUCAAAAUUAAAGUCGGGUUAUGGAGAACAUGUAUGCUAUGUUCUUGACUGUUUAGCAGAAGAAGCAUUAAAAUAUAUUGGUUUCACCUGGAAAAGACCAACAUACCCAGUGGAAGAAUUAGAAGAAGAAACUGUCCCAGAAGAUGAUGCAGAAUUAACAUUAAAUAAAGUGGAUGAAGAAUUUGUGGAAGAGGAGACAGACAAUGAAGAAAACUUUAUUGAUCUCAAUGUCUUAAAGGCCCAGACGUAUCGUUUGGAUAUGAACGAGUCUGCCAAACAGGAAGAUAUUUUGGAAUCCACAACAGAUGCUGCAGAAUGGAAUCUCGAAGUGGAACGUGUACUACCACAACUGAAAGUCACGAUUAGGACUGACAAUAAGGACUGGAGAAUCCAUGUUGACCAAAUGCACCAACACAAAAGUGGAAUAGAAUCUGCUCUAAAGGAGACCAAGGGAUUUUUGGAUAAACUUCAUAAUGAAAUUAGCAGGACUCUGGAAAAGAUCGGCAGCCGAGAAAAGUACAUCAACAAUCAGCUUGAGCACUUGGUUCAAGAAUAUCGUGCGGCUCAAGCCCAGCUGAGUGAGGCGAGGGAGCGAUACCAGCAGGGUAACGGUGGAGUGACGGAAAGGACCAGGCUCCUGUCUGAGGUGACAGAAGAACUGGAAAAGGUAAAGCAAGAAAUGGAAGAAAAAGGCAGCAGCAUGACUGACGGUGCUCCCUUGGUAAAGAUUAAACAGAGCUUAACAAAGCUGAAGCAAGAAACGGUUCAGAUGGACAUCAGAAUUGGCGUUGUGGAACACACGUUACUCCAAUCAAAACUGAAGGAGAAGUCCAACAUGACUCGGGACAUGCAUGCAACAAUCAUUCCAGAAUCUGCAAUAGGCUCUUAUUAAAACACUGUUUUUCAUGCUUCUGAUUAGUUGUUUUUUAUAUCAAAGUGUAUUUCAUGUGGCAUAGAUUUCCAAACACUAUUAUACCUCUCAAAGCAUGUUCAGUGGGUAUAUUUUUACAUAUAUACACACACACAUAUUGUAUCAUGGUAUUUAUGGAUGACUAAAGCCUUUUAAUGGAAUAUAAUAAUUAAUAAAGUAAUUAAAAAUUCUCACUUUCAAA